AUGUUAAUAAGCGAUGAAGCCUCUUCCUUUUUUCCAGGCAAAGAUGCUCCACCUACGGCUCGUAGGAUCCGACCUAACAGUGCUCAAUCCAGCUUUGUGCACCAGAAGCUUCACACGGCGCUCUCUCAUGCGGAGAAGACUUCAAUAGAUUUGACCAAAGGCUCAAAUGCUCUACAAUUAAAGCCUCGAGCUUCGGAAGAUGUCCAGGAUAAUAAAAGUAGCACUCGAUAUCGAAGUACAGUUGCUGUCGUGUCAUUCAAUGAUUCGGCGACUACCUUUUCGUAUCAUGCAAGUUUGGUGCCUGGUAUACAUUUCUACACCUUUCUAGCAGCAAAAGAAGUGGCAUUGGGACCAGUCGAUUCGGAUUAUGCAGGACAUGGUAGUGAGAAUGAGGAACGUGAAUCACAACGCUGUCAUCGAAGGCCUGACCUAUCAGCACUCAAACUAAACGUACCCGAUACGAUUGUAUACGGCGAAACUGGACGUGGUAUUUGGAUAUUUACGGAUAAAAAUGGAUACGUCCAGCGAUCGACAGAGUUUAAUGACAAGCAAGUGCUCGAGCAAUUUUCACAAGGUCGGACAGUACAAAAUGAUAAGCAUUUGAUCGUGUACAAAGAGUCGAUCGUCAAAAUGUCAACGGGGGGGUCUCAAGCUGCUCAUAGGUCUGUUUGUUUUCAAGGUAACCAGUUGCGUCUACUGAAUCUUGGAGAAGUUAAGACUUUAUUGGACGGUGUGCAGACUGUGAAAAAGUCUUUUUCGCUCCAACAGUUUGUAAAAUUCAAAGGAUUAAGAGCUUUUGUUCAACGAGCAGUUUUUGAAGCUGGAAAACCGUCUUAUGCGUGGAUGAUACGUAACACGGAGCCGCUAAGUGAUUUUCCCAAUAUCAGUCGACUCUGCACAAAUAUCCAUGCCGAAAAGGGGUGCACAUUUAUCAAAUUGACCGAACGUGGAUGUGCUGCAGUGUCUGAACUUAAUUUACGCAUAGUACGAUAUGUUGAGCGGCAUUUGCAUAUUUCUAUCCAGACUUUUGUUGCAGAUUUUAUCAAAGAUGCUGCUGGCAACUGGUGGUUCAUUCAGGUUAAGGCUUUUCAAGCUCAAAAGAGAUGCACUGCUUUGCCACGUAAGUUACGAAAGGCUUAUUUAAUGUAUCGAAAUUUUGGAAUGGACGAUGACGAGGAACCAGAUGAGCAAAAUCGACGUAGUAGACAUCAAUCUCAUCGAAAAAAUGUUAUUUUUAUGAAGCAGAAAGUGUCCAAGCUUUUUCAGUGCAAAUGCUGUUUGAGCACUUAUACGAAAGCUGAAUUGUCCUAUAGAAUGACUUCAAACAUGAUUUACGACAUGCAUUUACGAAUACGAUCUCAACUUUCACCCGAGAAGACGCUUUCGUUUCUAUCUAAUUCAUUGGUAGAGCAUUCUGUACCUGAAUUGGCGUAUGAAUCGUGGCGAGUGUGCAGUUUUUGUUACGCCAUCUACGAACGUGACCAGCACUUGCGGCGGAUUGAAACUAAAUUUUCUGAAGCUGUUGGAGUUCCUUCUAUGACAACAGCUUGCUAG
This is a messenger RNA of Plasmopara halstedii, 1554 nucleotides long. RefSeq lists its product as uncharacterized. Bases 1 to 1554 code for a protein of 517 amino acids. Lineage: Eukaryota; Oomycota; Peronosporomycetes; Peronosporales; Peronosporaceae. The record is from RefSeq and is a predicted model, not a curated record. The transcript is spliced from 4 exons.